UGAUUGUCAAUGUCAAAUUGUACGUUUCGUCAUUGCCAGUCAUUGCUAUUUUUAAGCUAAUUUAUUACGAAUUAAUAAAUUAUUUUAUAAUAAAUUAAGUGCAAUUAUCCAAGCUGGCAUCCAGAAGGUUAUUACUGGUUGGAUUCCACAGUUUUUCACCUCCCGUUUCUUACCGAGCCAGCUUCAAUAGGUUAGGAUUUUUGUAACAACUGUUUCGUUUAUUGAUUAAAAAAUAUUGUGUUUUUUGUAUUUUUCAUUACUAAUCAAGUUGUUUGUGCUUGGAACUGUUUUAUUUAUCUUUGUAGAAGUGCUUUCUUUUAAUUUCUCAUAGUUAUUACUUCUAUUCAAGAAGCUUUAUCUACGUGCACAAACGUCAAUACUCGAGUAUGACGGUGCCACAGUGCGUUCCUCGGUCGCCAGUCCGGGGGCAGAGCCCUGUGGAGGUCCGUCCAGGCUCUGGCAGCCCUGACAGCCCUACUGGGGUGGUCAAGAAGUACAAUGAUAUUGUAAAGAGCCAGGAAGACAAAAGAGAGUACAGAGGCCUGCAGUUAACAAAUAAUCUUAAAGUUUUACUAGUCAGUGAUCCCACUACAGACAAAUCAGCUGCAGCAAUGGACGUCAAUGUGGGUUACCUCAGUGAUCCGGAUGAACUUCCAGGCCUGGCCCACUUCUGUGAACACAUGCUGUUUUUGGGCACUGAAAAAUACCCAGAGGAAAACGAAUACAACAAGUUCCUGUCAGAGAAUGGAGGGUCUUCAAACGCGUCAACAUCGUCAGACCACACCACGUAUUACUUCGACGUGCUACCACCACACUUGGGCAGGGCUUUGGACAUUUUCGCCCAAUUCUUCAUAUCCCCGCUAUUCACGGAAUCCGCAACUGGUCGCGAACUGAGUGCAGUCAACUCUGAACACGAGAAGAAUGCAUCUUCAGACAUGUGGCGUCUUGAUCAGCUCAAUAAAAGCACCGCUCACAAAGACCAUCCCUUCCACAAGUUUGGCACUGGCAACAGGGAUACUUUAGAAAGAAUACCCAAAGAGAAGGGCAUCGACGUGAGAAAGGAGCUACUGAAGUUCCACAAGAAAUGGUACUCCGCCAACAUUAUGACACUCGUCGUCAUGGGGAAAGAAUCCUUGGACGAAUUAGAAGCAAUGGUAGUGAAACUAUUCUCAGCAGUCGAAGACCGCUCGGUGACCGCGCCGACGUGGCCUGACCACCCUUUCCCUCCCCACUUGAGGCGCAAGAGGGCGUAUUGCACUCCUGUCAAAGAUCUACGCUCCCUCUCCAUAGACUUCCCCAUACCCGACACCAGAAAACACUAUAAGAGUGGGCCAGGCCACUACAUAUCCCAUCUGCUGGGACAUGAGGGUCCCGGUAGUCUACUCUCCACGCUGAAGACGCGAGGCUGGUGUAACAGUCUAGUGGGUGGCACUCGUAUCGGCGCCCGCGGGUUUGGCUUCUUCGGCGUACAGGUCGACCUCACUGAAGACGGGGUCAAGCAUAUCGACGAAAUUGUCGACCUUGUGUUCCAGUACAUAGCAAUGCUGAAAGCCGAGGGUCCAAAACGUUGGAUAUGGGAAGAGCAAAAGGAUCUCAUGGCGAUGGAAUUCCGCUUCAAAGAUGCUCAAGAACCGCGCGCUUUGGUCGUCGGCCACGUGCAUCUAUUGCAGGAAUUCCCAAUGCAAGAUAUACUGAGCGCAUACUAUUUGCUGACUGAGUGGAGACCAGACCUCAUAGACGAGUUACUGUCUCUACUCACCCCUGAGAACGUACGAGUGGGCAUUGUUGCCAAGUGUUUCGAGAAGAAAUGCACACAGACCGAACCGUGGUAUGGAACCAAGUACCUGCAAGAGGACAUUGAAGAGGCUAGACUUAAGGAGUGGAAGUCAGUCACCCCCACGAAGGAGCUGCACCUCCCUCCCCCGAACGAGUUCAUCCCCACCAAGCUGGACUUGGAGACCAGUCCAGACCCCACAGCUGAUGCCAUAGCGCCCGCCAUUAUUAAGGAUACCCCUCUAAUGAGGCUGUGGUAUAAACGGGACAACGAGUUUCUACUGCCCAAAGCUUUUAUCACUUUGGAUUUAGUCAGCCCUCUAGCGUACGCGGACCCUGUAAACUGCAACUUGACCUCAAUAUGGGUGUUGCUGCUGAGGGACUCGCUGCAACAGUUCGCGUACGCGGCAGAACUAGCCGGGCUGCGGUGGAGCGUGGGCAACGCUAAAUACGGACUUAGUAUAACGAUAGACGGUUAUGACGACAAGCAGCACGUCCUACUGGAGAAGAUAAUAGACCACAUCGUGAACUUCAAGGCGGACCCACAACGGUUCGAGAUCAUGAAGGAAAACCACAUCCGAGCCAUUAAGAACUUUGAGGCUGAACAGCCAUACCAGCAUGCGGUAUACCAACAAGCCCUAAGUCUAUCAGACCUGGUGUGGACUCGGAGUCAACUAGUAAAUGCUGCAGAAGGUGUAACCCCCGAGCAGCUGGACGAGUUCGCAGGCCACCUGGUGCGCAAGGUGCAUGUGGAGGGGCUUAUGUUUGGCAACCUCACACGAGAGAGGGCCUUGUCCGUUGCUGAUACUAUAGAGAACAAAUUACCAAAAGACGCGACACCUCUGUUAGCACAACAGCUCUUGUUGUACAGGGAAGUUGAAAUAGAAAAGGGUUCGUGGUAUCUCCGCGAAAUAGAGAACUCAGUGCACAAAUCGUCUUGUGCCUCCUUAUACUAUGCGUGCGGAGUGCGACAGACUCGAACCAACGUCACUUUAGAACUACUAGCACAAGCGUUAAGCGAACCUUGCUUCCACGUGCUACGGACACAGGAGCAACUCGGCUACAUAGUUUUCAGUGGGGUGAGGAGAUCCAACGGCGUGCAAGGUUUAAGGAUCAUAGUGCAGAGCGACAGACAUCCCGCCUAUCUGGAGGAGAGGAUAGAGAGCUUCAUCGAGGGGUCGCAGGAGUAUUUGGAAAAGAUGACCGACGAAGAGUUCCUUAAGCACCGCGCGUCCCUGGCCGCCCAAAGACUGGAAAGGCCCAAGCGUCUCGCCAGCAAAGCUUCGCAGUUAUGGAGUGAAAUCACUGCACAGGUGUACAACUUCGAUCGUCCACACGUGGAGGUCGAUGAACUCAACACGGUCACCAAGCAAGAACUUAUCGAAUUCUUCAAAAAACACGUAAGUCCAGAUUCAACGGACAGACAGAAGCUGUCAGUAUACGUAGUGUCUACAGCGGAAGGCGGCGCCGGGAAACAGUACGAGUCUGAAAAUAAGAAAGAAAAAACGCGAGAGCCAGUGAAAAUUCAAGAUCUCGUGGACUUCAAAUCCCGCCGACGACUAUACCCGCAUCCGACUCCAUUCACCAAUAUACCACGGAAGGGAGCCCACUGUAAACUGUAAUAAAAGUAAUAUAUUUAUAGUCCAGUAAAGUAACAACAGUAAAUAAAGUCUUAGUCAAAAUCAUUUAUUUAAAACAGUUACUAUUGUACACUUUUUCUUUGUCCGAUUUGUUACAUUUGAAUGAAAGGGAGCUCACUGUAAACUGUAGUAAAAGUAGUAAAUUUAUAGUACAGUAAAGUAACAACAGUAAAUAAAGUCAAAGUCAAAAUCAUUUAUUCAAAAUUGGUACUAUUGUAAACCUUUCGGUUGUCCGAUUUGUUAGAUUUGAAAGAUGAUAUAAUGGUGAUAAUGAAUUACGUAAACUUAAAACUAAAGCUACGAGGGUUCCAAACGCGCCCGAGUCUGAGAAGAGCCCACAACAAAAUUCAGACAUAAAUACUUUAUACUUUAUAAAUAAUAAAAAUAACUCAAUGAACUUAAACUAAUAAGGUAUAAUAUACCACAAAAGGGCACUGUAAAUAAUUUGUAGUGACAGUAAAUAAUGAAGUACUUCCUUUACAAACGUAACCUUAUAAGGUAAAAUAAACCAUGGAAACGAAAAGUAAUAAACUGUAGCAACAGUAACUGUAAAAGUUAAUAUAAAUAACUAACAGUAAAAAUAACAGUAAAAGUUUACUGUUGUAGUAAAAAAAAGAAAUAUACUGUAUGAAAGCCACCUAAUAAAGUUAACUAUACCACAGAAAUGGAAGCAUAUUAGUGAAUUUUAGUAAAAAAACAAAUGUAAGUAUUAUAUUAAGUUGUAACAAAAUGCACACUCAUUCAAUGCAUUUAAAACUGAAUUAGGCGCUCACAUUAUGAGUAAUGCGAAUUACUUCGACAAAUGCAUUGAAUGAGUACUUAAUUGGCGAAAUAUUGUAUACUUUAUUCCUAGAAUUAAGUUCUCAUGUAAAUGACUUUUCUUUGUCUUUAUGAGAAUUAAACGUCUUAAAACCAAACCUAACAACAGUAAUAAUUAAAGUACAACAGUAAAUAAUUUGCUCACUUUUAAAAAGAUUUAUUUCGUAUUUACUGCAAAAAUACGCACAUUGUGAACGUAGUAAAUAAGUUAUAUGUAUAAUGUACUUAAUAAAGAAAAGUUUUUGUAAACACAUUAAGUAAAAUAUAACUCAUGCAUUUUAUUAAAGAAACCCCACCACUAAUUAUUCAAGUAAAAUGCAAACUAGAGUUAUAAUAUAAUACAAUAAUUGUUAAAUAAACUGUAAUAGUCAAAAUUAAAGAAAUACAUAAGCAUACUUGUAUAUGUAAGUAUUAUAUAUAA
Maniola jurtina (meadow brown) is the source of this 4653-nucleotide messenger RNA. RefSeq names its product insulin-degrading enzyme (gene Ide). Lineage: Eukaryota; Metazoa; Arthropoda; Insecta; Lepidoptera; Nymphalidae. The transcript has 26 exons. Gene Ontology annotation, biological process: peptide catabolic process. Gene Ontology annotation, molecular function: metalloendopeptidase activity; metal ion binding. The record is from RefSeq and is a predicted model, not a curated record. The coding region runs from base 387 to 3395 and encodes 1002 amino acids. Gene Ontology annotation, cellular component: cytosol; mitochondrion.